CCGCGCUGUGUUUUGCAGAGCUGUGGAUCUCGCUGGAGGAGCACCAGGAUGCGUUAGAGCUUAUCAUGAGCAAAUACAGAAAGCAGAUGUUACAGCUGUUGCAGGGGAGAAAAGGCGAAGAUGCAGAACCAGUCUCGAAUGUUCAUGAGGCGAAUUCCGUGGAAAUUGAAAGUCAAAUAGACAGAAUAUGUGAGAUGGGAGAGGUGAUGAGAAAAGCUAUUCAAGUCGAUGAUGAUCAGUUCUUUAAAGUUCAGGAGAAACUAGCUCAGUUGGAGCUUGAAAACAAAGAGCUGCGUGAACUAUUGUCAAUCAGCAAAGAAUCUUUUGAGGUGGGGAGAGAAGAUCUGCCUGACUGUGAAGCUUAGGUCACAAAAUAACCUUAUCUCCAAAUCUUGACUUCAGAGACUGUUAUGAAACUACCCUACAAGAAUGGGGUUUGAUUUGUUCUUUCAGGUGUUUCCUUGUAUGUUUGUUUUAUCUUUAAAAAUGUGUGGGUGGUUUUCUCUGCAUUUUUCUGAAAUUUCAUGUCGGUGGCACAUGCUUGCAUUGCUGCUCCGUCUUAGCAAGUGCAGCACACAGAUGCUUAACAAUGAAGUAUUUGAUGUGUAUUCCCUUGUGAUAGUUUAUUUCCUCUCCUGUUUGUUAUUUCUUAGGAUAUUUAGUUAAUAAUUCCAGCUGUGCAGAUGGCACUUAAAUCCACAUUGUCAGUAGCUAGAGAACAUAAUCCGGGUUGCAAUUAUUUUAUUUGGUAGAAGGGAUAAGAUGUUAUUCAAAAAACUACAUAGAGAAUGGUAGGUACAGGUUUCGCUCUGCGGUGCAGGCGGAGGUUUAGCUCCCAAGAGCUGCCCCGGGGGUGUGGCUGGGUUAACAUCUGCCCGGGGCAGAGAGGCAGCAGGGCUGCCGGCAGUAACUCCUAUAAGGAGCACACUUCACCUUGGUUCGGGGGUGGACGUUGGAGUGCGUGACCCUUUCUGUCACCUCUGCAGUUUUGAAGGACGGGCGUGUCUGACUGAUUUUUAUUUUUUUUUAUGGGUAGACCUGUUCCAGCUUUACCAGUGCUCUGAGGUAUGUGGAUGCUGGCUAGCUCUGAUCUGAGGGCCGUGCACAGAACACAAAACUUUCAGAUCAAAGCUCUUUGGCCUCCCACCACUUUGGACUUCAGGAAGAGUGAGCUGAGGUCUGCCUCAAAACUAAACCAAACCCAACCAUGUAGACAGGUUUUUAAUGUUACGUCGCAGGUAAGUCUAGUGCCAGAUGUUACGGAGUUAUUGCAGAAUCCUAUAUUGAGUGAAAUUAGAGUUGCAGUGUUGUAGGAAUUUAUCAAUACUGUGGUAUUUUUAAUGACAAUUUUCUAUAAAUCUGUCUUUCCACGUGGAGAAUUAAAGACUAACCCUCCAAGAACAGUAAACAUCUCAUUUCCAGCAUUAAAUUUCUAAUGUCACUUUUUCCAUAGUGAGAGUUUUGAUAGAUGCAGAAGGUGAUUUAUGUUCCCGUGUUUAUUAGGAGACACUUUGGAAUGUCCAGGAAGAUUGUUUGGCAGAUAUAAAGGAUUUCUGUACAGGAGUAUUCUUGUAUACGAUCCUUUUCUAUUAGAAAUUGUUUAAGAGGGAAUAAAAAACCCCAGUGGGCAGUAUUUUCCUCAA
Athene cunicularia (burrowing owl) is the source of this 1643-nucleotide messenger RNA. RefSeq names its product suppressor of IKBKE 1 (gene SIKE1). Bases 66 to 365 code for a protein of 99 amino acids. The record is from RefSeq and is a predicted model, not a curated record. NCBI's taxonomy places the organism in Eukaryota, Metazoa, Chordata, Aves, Strigiformes, Strigidae. The transcript has 3 exons.